Messenger RNA from Talpa occidentalis (Iberian mole), 2138 nucleotides. It is a transcript of the gene BHMT2, whose product is annotated as betaine--homocysteine S-methyltransferase 2. The record is from RefSeq and is a predicted model, not a curated record. The transcript has 8 exons. Bases 302 to 1393 code for a protein of 363 amino acids. Gene Ontology annotation, molecular function: betaine-homocysteine S-methyltransferase activity; zinc ion binding. NCBI's taxonomy places the organism in Eukaryota, Metazoa, Chordata, Mammalia, Eulipotyphla, Talpidae.
CCCUGGGCCUCUGGCCUCUGCGCAGGUGGGACCCCCACUCACCCUUUGGUGCUUGAGACUGAGCGCGGGCCGCUGGGGGAGCCCCGCAGCGGGAAGCUCCGAAACCCGAGGCCCCGGAGCCACUGCGCUCCUGGCCGGAGCAUGGCGAGGCCGAGACCCACAGCGCGGGCACCUGUUCUGAGGCCAGCCAGCAGCCUGGGGCCUCGGAGCCGGCUGGGAGGCGGUGGGACCCUCCCCCGGGCGAAGGGCGGACUCCUGAACUAACGCGCCCGCGAGACCCGGUGCCCGUAGUCACGACAAGAUGGCACCGACCUCAGGCCCCGGGGCCAAGAAGGGUAUUUUGGAACGCCUGGACAGUGGGGAGGUUGUGGUUGGAGAUGGCAGCUUUCUCAUCACUCUGGAGAAGAGGGGCUAUGUGAAGGCUGGGCUCUGGACUCCAGAAGUAGUAGUAGAACAUCCAGAGGCAGUUCAUCAGCUUCACAUGGAAUUCUUAAGAGCAGGAGCAAAUGUCAUGCAGACUUUCACUUUUUCUGCCAGUGAGGACAGUAUGGAAAGUAAGUGGGAAGAUGUAAAUGCUGUUGCCUGUGACCUUGCUAGAGAAGUGGCCGACAAAGGUGAUGCUUUGGUAGCAGCGGGAAUCUGCCACACAGCAACAUACAAACACCACAAGGAUGAAGCUAGGAUUAAAAAACUUUUUCAACUCCAGUUAGAGGUUUUUAUCAGGAAAAAUGUGGACUUCUUGAUUGCAGAGUAUUUUGAUCAUGCUGAAGAAGCUGUGUGGGCUGUAGAAGUCUUAAAAGGAUCAGGGAAACCAGUGGCAGUGACGAUGUGCAUAGGCCCAGAGGGAGACAUGCAUGGCGUGACCCCCGGAGAAUGUGCUGUGAAGCUGGUGAAGGCAGGGGCUUCGAUCAUUGGGGUCAAUUGCCGCUUUGGGCCCAGGACCAGUUUGAAGACAAUGGAGCUGAUGAAGGAAGGCCUCCAGGCUGCAGGGUUGAAAGCACACUUUAUGGUGCAGUCCUUAGGGUUCCACACACCUGACUGCAACAAGGGAGGAUUUGUGGAUCUCCCUGAAUAUCCCUUUGCACUGGAGCCUAGAGUUGCAACCAGAUGGGAUAUUCAUAAAUAUGCCAGAGAGGCCUACAACCUGGGGAUCAGGUACAUUGGCGGAUGCUGUGGAUUUGAGCCCUAUCAUAUCCGGGCUAUUGCAGAGGAGCUGGCCCCUGAAAGGGGAUUUUUGCCACCAGCUUCAGAAAAGCAUGGCAGCUGGGGAAGUGGUUUGGACAUGCAUACCAAACCUUGGAUUAGAGCCAGGGCCAAAAGGGAGUAUUGGGAGAACCUACUGCCAGCAUCAGGCAGACCUUUUUGUCCUUCGCUGUCAAAACCUGAUGCCUAAGGAGUAGUAAAAGAAACACUGAAAUAACAGAACAGAAAAGAAUCUCCUCAAUUCCCUUCUAAAGCCUUUUCCUCACCUUAACCCUCAGCAUAGCUGCCAUCUCCAGCUGCUGAACAGCUCACGUGCCUUUCAGUUCUAUUCAAUACCCCGUACUGCACUGUCACUGUGCUUAAAUGAGGAACUGGACACACAGCAGAUGCCAAGGUGAGAGAUAAAAGUCCCUGUCCUCCAGGUAUCUACUGUCCAGUCAUGCUACUACACAUCUUUUUGAAGAUCAUCAAGAAUAGCAAAACUUGUCUUUUAGGGUGAUUUUGAAACAUUAAAAUAACCAGCAAUCCCUGAGAAUCAAGCCUUGUGAUUAUUCAGGUGACUAAGCUACAUGCAUGAGAAAAAGUAAACAAAAUUCAGAACUAAAGCCAUGAGACUGCUUUCCUUAAAUGAUUUGUAUUAGUGAUUCCAUAUACAAUCUCAAAGGAAAAGAUGCAAAAAAUGUUUGGAGCAGUGUUUGGAUUAUUGAAAUAAGUCUAUAACCUCCCAAAGUGAUUACUUUCAAAGAUGAUUUUACUUAAAGGCAUAAUGUGUUUUUAUAACUACAAAUAGCUAGACUACAAACUAUGGAAAGAAUAAUGUAAUAAAAUUUUUACAUAUUCCCUUAAAGUAAUUAGGGUUGUGCUUAGACUUAAUACUCAAAGAAACACUUAUUGUUGAUUGUUUAAAAUAAAUAAAAACAGAGAAGCUAUUUCAG